UACCGUACCGUAGUGUAUAAUCGUAUUGUAUUCCACUGCUGGCACAUUCUGUAUGUAGUCAAUUCGUCCUUCUUUGAAGAGAAUUAUUAGCCUUUGCAGCGCAGCUUUCAAUGUUUUUCUACGCUGAUAAUGCGCAUACUCUACAUCCAUAUAGCCAGCAUAAGUAUUUCUAAAGCAGGGUGGCCAAGGGCACCGCGACCAUUGUUCAUUAUCCAUAUUUCAUACACUAGCAUGCUUACUGUAUUGCUCUCCACUAACGACACUGACUGUGUUGCUGGGAGAUAAUAGAAAACCACGUAAACCAGAUGGUAGAAAGUGCCUCAGUAAGACUGCCGUCUCAUUAUUCAUCUGUGUAUCACAUAAUCAAUGAUGCACCUUCAUCAGUGUCAGAAUACCUUAGCUUGAAGGGGCUGGACGCGAGGGGCGUCCCAUGUCACUUGGUUGAUUUGGUGAUCUGUUCGCCAACUGGGGGUUGCCCGAUCAACACACCACUGAACAAUUAGGUAGAUCUGGCUGGGAAUACUAAUACUUGUGCCGCAGGUAACGGAUACUGUGUCUGCGACAGCCUGCCUAUAAGGAGACAUGAGGUCGGGAAUGAGCAAAACGGUAGUGUAGAGAGGAGACGGAGAAGGGGGAGGGGGAACAGUCGCGGUGACUGUGAUUAUUUUUUAUGUACGCGCCUGGUGCGUAUGCUUGCGCGUGUCAGUCGUGUAACUCAAUCAUGUUGUAGCUCGUAAACUGAGGAGACUAUCAGCACCAAGCAUUUAUGUUUAAGACGUUCAGCACUUCGCUCGUGCUGACUGAAGGAGAGACGAGCGUUUCAGUCGCAGUCCGUCCAGUUUGAAGGCACUUUCAUAGGGACGGGGCGCUCAAAGCCAGAAGUGAUGUGAUAUUUCUUUCUCAAAUUUGUGUCCUCAAACUGUGGAUAAUAAGCUGGACAAGAACCUCAAACCCAUUUUAGGAGGAUGCGGUACCUGGUUGGCAUUCUGGAGGAGCACUGUCUAGGUAAUUAACAGGGAGGUGAAGGACGCACGCUUAGCCAUGAGGGGGCUGGAGAAACGGAGGGAGAAGUCUUCGCCCGUCGUCAUUCCGAGCGCGAGGCAGCGGAGGAGAAGCUCUCUUGUGUGGCAGAGACGAGCCGCCACAGGCCUCUGAACGAGCAAAGACAGGAGGAGGAGGAGAGGAAAAAGAAAGAGAGAGAGAGAGGGAAGGAGGGAGGGAGGGAGGGAGAGAACGAAAGACAGAAAUAAAGAAGCCCUUAAGCAAUCUUGGACUCCAAUGGACAGCUGGACCCACCCGGGCUUGGGAGCCAUGUCCGAACUGCUGUCUCCUGGACGCUCCCAGCACAUGAUCCUCUACUAGAACACACCCUACCCCCCCUUCAACCCCCCCCCCUCGUAUAGAACAUCCCCCCUCCCUCAUUCUCCCCUUCCCCCGUGAGGCCAAGUGCUGAGGGGAACGAGAGCGAGAGCGAGAUAAAAAAGCAAGCGAGUGUGCGAGAGAGACCCAUGCAGGCGCGAAAGAAGUAUGUGCUGCUGGCCCUGUGUGCAUGCUGCUGGCUGCUGCUCUUCUACUGGGGCGGGGUGCAGUCACGCCUGCUGCGCCUGCUGAGCCACCAGCGGGGCGAGGACCCCCCCAGGCCCUGGCCUGAGUGGGUGGACCGGGCCCUGCUGCCGGGCUACGCGGGCCUGGAGGAGCUCCAGACGCCCGCCGGACCCGGGGACUCUCCCCGGCAGCGCCGGCAGACCUGGGCCAGCAUCUACCGGGACAGCCGCUGCCGCAUGGACACCUGUUUCGACUUCACGCGCUGCCAGAACGCGCGAGACGGCUUCCGCGUGUACGUGUACCCGCCCGAGCGCGGCGAGCGUGUGUCCGAGAGCUACCGCAAGAUCCUGGCGUCGGUGACCGAGUCGCGCUACUACACGGCGGACCCGCGCGAGGCAUGUCUGUUCGUGCUGGGCAUCGACACGCUGGACCGCGACCAGCUCUCCUCGCAGUUCGUGCCCAACGUGGACGAGCGCAUCCGCGGCUACCCGCUGUGGAACGACGGGCGCAACCACCUGGUCUUCAACCUGUACUCGGGCACGUGGCCCAACUACACGGAGGACCUGGGCUUCCGCGUGGGCCAGGCCAUUCUAGCCAAGGCUAGCCUGAACUCAGAACACUUCCGGCCAGGCUUCGAUGUCUCUAUCCCGCUCUUCUCGCGAGACCACCCGCAGAAGGGCGGCGAGCGCGGAUGGCUGCUCAGGAACUCGGUGCCGCCGCGCAGGAAGUACCUGCUCAUGUUCAAGGGCAAGCGCUACCUCACGGGCAUCGGCUCGGACACCCGCAACGCGCUCCACCACAUCCACAACGGCAAGGACAUCGUCUCACUCACCACCUGUCGCCACGGCAAGGACUGGGAGAAGCACAAAGACGCUCGCUGCGACCAUGACAACCAAGAGUAUGAGAGGUUUGACUACCAGGAGCUGCUCCACAACUCCACGUUCUGUCUGGUUCCUCGAGGCCGGCGGCUGGGAUCAUUUCGCUUCCUGGAGUCUCUGCAGGCUGCGUGUAUUCCAGUGCUGCUCAGUAAUGGAUGGGAACUGCCCUUCUCCGAGGUCAUCCAGUGGAAUCAGGCGGUCAUUGAGGGAGAUGAGAGGCUGUUGCUACAGGUGCCCUCCACGGUGCGGGCGGUGGUCAUUGAGCGGGUCCUGGCCAUGAGGCAGCGCACACAGAUGCUGUGGGAGGCCUACUUCUCCACCGUUGACAAAAUUGUGCUUACCACCCUGGAGAUCAUCAAGGACCGCGUGUUCUCCCACAUCUCCAGGAAUAAGUUAAUGUGGAACUCUUUGCCUGGAGGCCUGCUGGUUCUGCCGGAGUACUCGACCCACCUGGCCCACUACCCCUUCUACUACCUGAACCUAGGGCUCAGUCCUGGUCAGGAGUUCACCGCUGUCAUCCACGCCACCUCCCCGCUGGUCUCUCAGUCCCAGCCCAUCAUGAAGCUGCUGCAGGUGGUGUCCAGAUCCAAAUACUGCUCUCAGAUAAUCAUUAUAUGGAACAGUGAGAAGCCGCCUCCACAUCGAAGCAAAUGGCCUCCCAUGCCUGUGCCCCUCAUCGUCACAGACGGCAGAAAGAAGACGACUAGCCGCUUCCUGCCACAGGCUGCCAUAGAGACAGAGGCGGUGCUUAGUCUGGAUGAGGAUACGGUGCUGCUCACGAGCGAGGUUAACUUCGCUUUCCAUGUCUGGCGCAGUUUCCCAGAGAGGAUUGUGGGAUACCCUCCCAGGAGCCACUUCUGGGAUCCGGUGAAGCAGAUUUGGGGCUACACCUCCAAAUGGACCAAUGAGUACUCCAUCGUCCUGACGGGAGCUGCCUUCUAUCACAGGUAUUACAAUCACCUGUUCUCCCAUUACCUGCCUCACUCGCUUCGAGCGCUCGUCGACCGCACCUCCAACUGCGAGGACAUCCUCAUGAACUUCCUGGUCUCAUCUGUCACUCACCUUCCGCCCAUUAAAGUGGCCCAGAGGAAGCAGUACAAAGAGCUGCCAAGUCCGCAGGGGACGAAGAUGGCCCCGUGGGCAAACCCAGAGCACUUUACCCAGAGACAGGAGUGCGUGAACACGUUCGCCAGCUGGUUCGGCUACAUGCCUCUGGUGCACUCGCAGUUCCGCCUGGACCCCGUGCUUUUCAAGGACCACGUGUCCGUCCUGCGCAAGAAGUACAAAGACCUGGAACGUGCCUGAGAUGGACGACUAGACUGACUGAUUGAAGGACAGACAGACAGUAAAGACAGACAGACUGGUGGGUGGGCAGACAGGUAAGAGACGAGAGAAGCCCGAGGUACAGAAAAGUGCAGGUGGAGGAGAAAAGUCCCCCUCCGCUGGAUCGGGACCAAUCAGGGGACCAGAACUGCCUUUGGUGGAGGGACCACCCCCACAGGAGUCUGUGAAGGCACAGGAUUGGAGGAGAGGAGAGGGGGCGGGGUCACCCUCUUUCUCUUUCGUGCAGUGCAUUGGUUCUCUACGCUUGACAGACAGAACUGAGGGCGGGGGAAUCGUGCCGGGCUGUGAAUGCCCUUAUCAAUCCUGCUGCUGCUGCUUUGAACUGAAGAAGAAGAAAAAAACAAUGGUGCGAGUUUUUCCACACAGACACCAUAUGGACUGGUGCAACAAACUCAAAAGAAUGAGGGAGAUGAAAGUGGAUCCGUAAAGCCGAUUUCACCUGAGGUGGUUGUAACUGCAAAGACCAAUAAAACAUUUCCUAAGUGCAUCUUUGUCAUCUCA
Molecule: messenger RNA, 4268 nt
Organism: Clupea harengus (Atlantic herring)
Lineage: Eukaryota; Metazoa; Chordata; Actinopteri; Clupeiformes; Clupeidae
Gene: ext1c
Product: exostoses (multiple) 1c
Exons: 12
Coding region: 1509-3728 (739 amino acids)
Cellular component (GO): membrane
Molecular function (GO): glycosyltransferase activity
Source: RefSeq, a predicted model, not a curated record